Molecule: messenger RNA, 3033 nt
Organism: Arabidopsis thaliana (thale cress)
Lineage: Eukaryota; Viridiplantae; Streptophyta; Magnoliopsida; Brassicales; Brassicaceae
Gene: ATRZ-1A
Product: RNA-binding (RRM/RBD/RNP motifs) family protein with retrovirus zinc finger-like domain-containing protein
Exons: 8
Coding region: 93-830 (245 amino acids)
Cellular component (GO): cytoplasm; nucleus
Molecular function (GO): RNA binding; nucleic acid binding; zinc ion binding
Source: RefSeq, marked reviewed
GUGUGUUCUGCCAAAGUUUCUCUGCAGCUUCUCCUCUUCUCAGAAAUUAGGGUUCCGUCUCAAAUUACGAGCAGAUCUCGUACUCUCUGAAGAUGUCUGAAGAUCCGGAGUACCGUUGCUUCAUUGGUGGGCUUGCUUGGACAACGUCUGAUCGUGGUCUCAGAGAUGCCUUUGAGAAGUAUGGUCACCUCGUUGAGGCCAAGGUGGUUCUUGACAAGUUUUCUGGUCGCUCCCGUGGUUUUGGAUUCAUCACUUUCGAUGAGAAAAAAGCUAUGGAUGAAGCUAUUGCAGCAAUGAAUGGAAUGGAUUUGGAUGGGCGAACUAUCACUGUUGAUAAAGCUCAGCCUCAUCAGGGUGGUGCAGGCAGAGAUAAUGAUGGUGACCGUGGUCGAGACCGUGGAUAUGAUCGUGAUCGCAGUCGUCCCUCUGGUGGGCGAGGUGGUGGAGAUUGCUUUAAAUGUGGCAAGCCUGGACAUUUUGCAAGAGAGUGUCCUUCUGAAAGUAGUAGAGAUGGUGGUGGAAGGUUCAGCUCAAAGGAUGAUAGGUACAGUUCGAAGGACGAUAGGUAUGGUGCAAAAGAUGAUAGGUAUGGUGCAAAGGAGGAUAGGUAUGGUGCAAAGGAUGAUAGGUACAGCUCCAAGGAUGAUAGGUACAGCUCCAAGGAUGAUAGGUAUGGUAGUAGGGAUGGUGGAGGUAGUCGCUAUGGACCUGAUCGCAGUGGUGAACGCGCUGGAGGACGCAGCCGGGAUGGUGGCAGCCGUGGAGCUCCAGGAGGUGAGAGGCACAGUCGUGCUCCAUAUGACCGCCCCAGAGCUGGUGGUUUCCACUAGAAUUCUACUCCAAAGGUUAAAGAAGUUGAAGGUUUCUGCUUUCAGCUCGUGUCAAGUCAAAGUUACGCUUGAUGGUCUAUUUUCUUCAAUGUAUUUGGAUAGCUCGAGAAAGAAGAUGUGUUCUCUAUUUUGGCCCUAAACUCAAGAGUCGACUAUGUUCCUAAAGUGCUCUCUCUCCUUUUGAUAUGUUGAUCCCUAUGGAAACCUUGUGCUUGGUUGGUUUGAGACAAUUUGAGAUGUGCUACUUUAUGCUUAUCGUAAUGAAUGCGUGGGUUAUCCCCCAACACCAAAUAUGCAAAAGCCUCAGGAUGGUCUGAUACUCGGGUUUAGCCGUGAAAAUUAAAGACUGAUCUAUAAAACUUGUGAUGGGAUUGGGAAAUAUACAUUGCUGAUUGAUACUUGGCUACUGGAACUCAAACAUCCCUUCAUGAGCAACAAAUUGUCAUUUUCAGGAAAAAGAUUGACUUUGUGCAAUUUUAGAUCUUGGCAAGUCAAAUCCAAUAGUUUUCUUCAACUAGGGAAAUUUCUACAGCCAAAUGGUCUCUGGUUGGCUCGUCUAGUAUAGCUCACUGGGUUUAUCUUCGAUCUAUUCUUUGUGGGUUCUUCGUGCCUCUUCGUCUACUUUGUUUCUUGCUCGUGACCUCUACCUCUGCCUUUGAUUCUCAAGCUCUAAACUCCAGGAAUUGGGAAAUGGUGUUAAUGUAUAUAUAGUUAAUAUACGCUUGAAUAGGUAUCCUUACUUUGAUAAUUUGUUGAAAUUGCAUACAUAAAUAGGUCACACGAGUUAUGUCGGGAAAACACUGACUUGAUUAUUUUAUACAAGUGAAUAGUAUAUGUAUGGUUAGAACUUAGAUGCAUGACUAGUUCGUUCACCUUCUUUCACAAUUUUGUAUUGCAUACAUACAUACAUUGCUUAGGUGAAUAUAUAAUCAAUUUACCAUAAAUAAAUGACUUUGUAAGUCUCAUAAUUUAAGACUUUGUUUCUAACAUAAAGAAAGACUUUGUAGAACAUAUGAGUUGGUGUAUAGCUUAAACGUUGACUCAAUUAUUUGAUAGAAAUCGAAUAGCAUAGCUAUUCGACGCCACUAUUCGGUUACUCGUACCUCGACCACACCAAAUUAAGAACACUUACCGGAAGAAGAUAAAAGGAGAAAAUGGAAACUAAUCUCUUGUUGGUAAAGUGUGUCUUAUUAGCAUCAUGUCUCAUACAUCCCCGUGCUUGCUCUCCUUCUUGCAAUUUCCCGGCGAUAUUCAACUUCGGCGACUCUAACUCCGACACAGGUGGCCUUUCUGCCUCUUUCGGACAAGCCCCUUACCCAAAUGGCCAAACCUUCUUCCACUCCCCUUCCGGUCGUUUCUCAGAUGGUCGACUCAUCAUUGACUUCAUAGGUGGAGUGUUUAAGAAAUUGCUUCCCAAGAAAGAGUAUUUCUCUCAAGCAUUGUACACAUUCGACAUCGGUCAGAACGAUCUCACCGCUGGACUAAAACUUAACAUGACUUCAGAUCAAAUCAAGGCUUAUAUACCAGAUGUUCAUGAUCAGCUCUCUAACGUCAUUCGUAAGGUGUAUAGUAAAGGAGGAAGAAGAUUUUGGAUACACAACACAGCUCCACUUGGUUGUUUACCUUAUGUUUUAGACCGGUUCCCAGUACCGGCUUCUCAAAUCGACAAUCACGGUUGUGCAAUUCCGCGUAAUGAGAUUGCUCGAUACUAUAACUCUGAACUUAAAAGAAGAGUGAUUGAGUUGAGAAAAGAGCUCUCUGAAGCUGCGUUUACUUAUGUUGAUAUCUACUCUAUCAAGCUUACUCUCAUCACUCAAGCCAAGAAACUCGGUUUUAGGUAUCCUUUGGUGGCUUGUUGUGGACAUGGUGGGAAGUACAAUUUCAACAAGCUUAUUAAAUGUGGAGCUAAAGUUAUGAUCAAAGGGAAAGAGAUUGUGCUUGCUAAGUCUUGUAACGAUGUGUCGUUUAGAGUUAGCUGGGACGGUAUACAUUUCACUGAAACGACAAACAGUUGGAUCUUUCAGCAAAUAAACGACGGGGCGUUUUCGGAUCCUCCUCUUCCUGUGAAGUCUGCCUGCACCAGAUAGAAGAACUUAGGGAAUCAUAUGACCAAAGUGUCCUUGAAAAUGGGGACAAAUAAAAGUUCUUUGGAAUAUUUGUUUUUUGUCAAGUUCUAAGAAAAUUCUCAUGAAAGUGAAAUCGU